Molecule: messenger RNA, 3162 nt
Organism: Castor canadensis (American beaver)
Lineage: Eukaryota; Metazoa; Chordata; Mammalia; Rodentia; Castoridae
Source: RefSeq, a predicted model, not a curated record
CUCUGCAUCAACAUGACCAAUGAGAAGAUGCAUCACUACAUCAAUGAAGUGCUUUUCCUCCAAGAGCAAACAGAAUGUGUACAAGAGGGGGUUGCCAUGGAAACAGCAUAUUCUCUUGGUAACCAGGCUGGAGUUCUGGAUUUCUUUUUCCAGAAGCCUUCAGGAUUCCUCUCUCUAUUGGAUGAAGAAAGUCAAAUGAUUUGGUCAGCAGAAUCAAACCUACCCAAAAAGUUGCAGAAUCUCCUGGAGUCAUCAAACACCAAUGCCGUGUACUCCCCCGUGAAGGACGGAAAUGGGAACGUCACCCUGAAGGGUCGAGGCAUGGCAUUCACUGUCAUGCACUAUGCAGGGCGGGUAAUGUAUGAAAUUGUUGGAGCAAUUGAAAAAAAUAAAGAUUCCCUUUCACAGAAUCUUCUAUUGGUCAUGAAAACUAGUGAAAAUGUCGUGAUCAAUCAUUUGUUCCAGUCAAAAUUGUCACCAACAGGAGCCCUCAUAUCUUCCCAUCCUUCCUUUAAAUUCCGACGACAUAAAUCCACUCUGCUCAGUAAGAAAAUGACAGCUUCUUCAAUUAUUGGAGAAAACAAGAAUUAUCUAGAACUUAGUAAGUUAUUAAAAAAGAAAGGAACAUCUACAUUCCUUCAGAGGCUGGAAAGAGGAGAUCCAGUCACCAGGGCAUCAGAACUCAGGAAAUCGCUGGUGGAAAUUAUCGGGAAGCUCCAGAGGUGCAGCCCACACCUGGUGCACUGCAUCAAGCCCAAUAACUCCCAGCUGCCAGAUGCCUUCGACCACUUCUACGUGUCUGCUCAGCUGCAGUACAUCGGGGUCCUGGACACGGUGAAGGUCUUCCGAUGCGGGUACCCUGUGCGCCUGCCCUUCUCUGACUUCCUGGAGAGAUACAAGCCAUUGGCUGAUGUACUCCUGGGUGAGAAGAAGGAUGGGUCUGCUGAAGAGAGAUGUCGGCUUGUUCUCCAGCACUGUAAAUUACAAGGCUGGCAGAUGGGAGUCCACAAAGUGUUUCUGAAGUACUGGCACCCGGACCAGCUCCAUGAUCUGUGUCUUCAGCUGCAGCACAGGAUUGUAACCUGCCAGAAAGUUAUAAGAGGGUUUCUGGCACGCCAGCACUUGCUUCGGAAAAUGAGCAUCAAGCAGCAAGAGGUCACGUCCAUCAAGAGCUUUCUGCAGAACACAGAGGACAUGGCGCUGAAAACCUAUGAUGCCCUGGUCAUUCAGAAUGCUUCUGACAUUGCCAGGGAAAAUGACCGGCUCCGGAAGGAAAUGCACGCCAUCUACCACGGGGAGAAGGCUGAGGCCAGGAGCAAGCAAGACGAAGGAACCAAAAGAGCUGAAGACCAGGCUGGGCCCCGGCAUGUCCACUCCAGCUCUGGCCCAGUUCCCAUGGCGAUGGACAACCUGGCCCAGGCUCUUGCUGGACCUUCCUUCAGGUCUCCAUCACUACACUCAGUGUCCAGCAUGGAUGACAGCAGUGCCCUCCCAUCACCAAGGAAACAGCCUCCACCCAAGCCAAAGAGGGACCCCAACACCCGGCUGAGUGCCUCCUACGAGGCCGUGAGCGCCUGCCUCUCUGCUGCCAAAGACACAGCCAGCGAAGCUCUGACGCGGCCCAGACCCCACAGCGACGACUACAGCACCAUGAAAAAGAUUCCCCCUCGGAAGCCAAAGAGGAGCCCGAACACGAAGCUCAGCGGCUCCUACGAGGAGAUCUGGGGUCCGAGGCCCCCGGGCGCGCGCCAGGCCCCGGGGACACCAAGUGCGCAGCGGGCGGGUCCAGCGGACACGGCUCCUCAGUGCACUCCGCAGCUGCCGCUGCGCCUGCCUCUGCCCCAAGAGGACGAGGACGACGACACCGACGAGCCCGUGUACAUCGAGAUGGUGGGGAACGCGGCUGGGGCGGGCGGGCCUGGGGCCGACAGCCAGGACCAGGGCGAGUCCGUGUACGAGGAGAUGAAGUACUUCUUGCCCGAAGAGGGCUGCGGCCUGGGGAUGGCCUCCUUCCUGGCCUCCUCGCCUCCGCUGUUCUUGGAGACCCGGAAAGCUAUCGCCUUGGAGGCUGUGGAGGGGAGCUGCCAGCCCCUUAGGGACACUUGUGACAUCCCGCCCCCGUUCCCCAAUCUGCUGCCUCACCGGCCCCCGCUGCUGGUCUUCCCCCCGACCCCGGUGACCUGCUCCCCGGCCUCCGACGAGUCGCCCCUGACGCCCCUGGAGGUGAAGAGGCUGCCCGUCCUGGAGACCAACCUCAAGUACCCGGUCCAGUCAGAAGGAUCCAGCCCCUUGUCGCCGCAGUAUUGCAAAACGCAGAAGGGGGACAGCGACAGGCCAGCAUCCCCAGGCCUGUCCGGCAGGGCCUCGCCACCCAUGUCGCCGCCACCGCCCCCCGGGCCGCCCCCCGCGCCCGGCAGGCCGCCCUCGCACUUCCCCUUCCCGCCCGCCAGCGACGCGCCCCGGGUGCUGCCCAAGCCCAGCCAGGCGCCGCAGUCCCCCGCCAGGGCCAGGGCCACCAGGCCCGAGCACAGGAGGGGCCCCGCCGCCUCCCCGCCCGGGCCCUACAGUCCCCCGCACGCCCGGCCGCCAUCCAGCCCCCUGGACGAGCUGGCCAGCCUCUUCAGCUCGGGCCGGAGCUUGCUGCGCAGCUCUGCAGCCGGCCGCAAGAUCAGGGAGGCCACGGGUUUUGAAACUAACAUGAACCUCUCUAGCAAGGAAGAUCCUAUGAUAUCAGAAAUUGCUUCAGAGACACAAGACCGAAAUGCAAAUCACCACGGAACGCAGUUGUCUAACUCCCUGUGCGGGGCUUUUGCUGCUGAGAAUGGGAAUUCCGUCUCCAAUGGUCUACCUGAUGAUGACGGGUAUUCACGACUGUGUGGGAGUGGCAUGGCAGCUGCAUCAUUUCAGAGGCACCGGGAGAGUCACACAACUCAGGUAAUCCACCAGCUGAGGCUCUCAGAGAAUGAAAGUGUGGCUCUGCAGGAGCUCCUGGACUGGAGGCGGAAGCUGUGUGAAGAAAGAGAAGACUGGCAACACAUCCUGCAACACACAGAGCCCCGCGCACCCCCACCUCCUCCCUGCAGGAAACCCGCACUCCUGAAGAAGCCAGAAGGAGCCUCCUGCAGCAGGCUGCCUUCCGAGCUCUGGGACAGCACCAUCUGA